This is a messenger RNA of Nomia melanderi (Alkali bee), 3737 nucleotides long. RefSeq lists its product as uncharacterized. The record is from RefSeq and is a predicted model, not a curated record. NCBI's taxonomy places the organism in Eukaryota, Metazoa, Arthropoda, Insecta, Hymenoptera, Halictidae.
UUCUUCCCGUUUUUUCUUCGUUCUCCUUCCUCCCGAGUUUCCUUCUACACACGCGAUUCUCGCGCGGGCGUCCUUGUUCUCCAACCUUCAGCCUAGCCGUGGAAACGCGACAGCUUCCGUUCCGUCGUCGGUUUGAAUUCACCGAAAUGGAACAUUGAAUUUACACACCGAUUGUAUUUCUUUCUUUUUUGUUUUUUGGACAUUCAAAAGUGUGAUUCCCGAUCGAACGUUGUUUUUGUGAUAUGUUCCUGAAGGAAAGUACGUGAUAGAGACGGAGAAAGAUGGAUGUUCCUCGAAUUUUCCUAGUACUGCUACUACUGGUAGUUUUAUGCAGCACAUCGUCAACCUUGAAAAAUGAUCGAGGAGGACCAUCCCACACCGACCGAGGUUCCAUCAGACAUAGCCGAAGAAUCUCCUUAAAUGAGUACCUUGUCCCGCCACCACCCCCUCGCCACCAUCCCGUCAGAACAGGGAGGCUAACCAACCCACAACCAACAGAAGCUCCAGGGUACUUCUCCAAACUGAUGAACUGGUUCAGUCCAUUUGCGUUCCAUUCUUUGCCAUCAUUGAAACCACCUGUAUACGAAAACCCUUUCCCCCCAACACCUCAAACCCACCUCCCAUCGUUCAAUGUGCACCCAGCUGCCACGCAUCCCGUUUCAUCCUUGCAUCCUCCUCCUGAACCACCAUCGAACUUACCUUUGUACCCACCUCUGAGUCCACCGCCUGGCCAUUCCGCCCCAGUUUUCGCACCCCCUCUUAACCCACACCCUGUCCCGCCACUGAGUCCUCCUCCUACCCAGCCUGCACCAAUUUACAAACCUCCACCAACUUCUUCACACGAAGCCAAACAGUAUCUCCCACCACCUAUCAAGGGCAAGUCCUGCAACCCUUGCAACAAAGUGCCCUGGAUUCCAAUGCAGGGCAACGAACAUCAUCCAGACAAGUACCAUCUUCCUCCCCAGAUUUCGAAUGGCUACCUUCCUCCUAGUGGUCACGGAAAUCACGACGCACAGUUCGCUGGAUCUCAUCAGAUCAACAUCCCAGACAUACCCCGCGGCCAACCUCAGCUAAACGGACAACCAGGAUUACUACCGAAUCCUCUAUUGCAUCCUAACCCAGUGCCACCAAUUUACAAGGCAGAACCUUUUGGUCAGCCUUCCCAACAGCCGCAUACCGACAACUUUGGCCUCCAACCGCCAUCUUUGCCGUUAUUGCCAGCAGUCACAGAUGAACAAAAUAAUGGACACUUUAAUGGCAAUCACGAUUUGACGUCCAGUGGAACGCAGAUAAGCCAAGGUCAUUCCGGUGUCACGCCCCAGAAUCAUGGGACCGAGAUCAAUAAGGAAAUUAACGAUCACAGUGAAUCGUUCGCAGCCUCUGCUCUUGAUAACCAGCCUGCGAUUUAUGGGCCACCUGUUGAUCAAGAGUAUCACGAUCCUGGGACACUGAAGCAAGGUCAUGAUGGGACUUCGAGUCAAAAUGGCCAAGAGCCCAUUGCCAGUUUUGGAUCGUCGGGUAUCGAUGACAUCCAGAACCAUGAGUUUGCUAGUCAGAAUGGAGAUGUCUAUCGUGAGACGUUCGAGUCAAAUCAGGGACAAUAUUUACCUGCGGAAUUAAGUGCACCCAGCUUUGGUAGCUCUACUUUUGACAAUCAGGCCGCUGGAUACUCGAAUUAUCAGUACUCCGAUGAUCUGUCUGUGAGCAGCAGCAUUAUCAAAGAUUCUCAUGCAAACGCGCUGAGUUCUGUUAGCGAUUCUGUGAAGAAUGACUCGAUAUACUUCGAAGAGUCGCCAUUGUUGGAUUUAACGAAGAAAGAUGAGGGUCACGAGCAAUGGCAGUCUAUUGUUGGUGACGAUAGUACCGUGAAACCGAGCACGGUGUACAAUUUGGACACUGUCGGCGCACUGCUCGACAAUUCGUCGAGUUUCGGUGGAUUAACGGAGUCUUACGCUUCGCCGAAUAUUCAAAAUGUUGAUGCUUUCAGACAUUCGACACCGUCGAUUGUUCACUUUUCUGAAAGCAAUGAAACUAGGUAUAUUGAAACGUCAACCGUUAGUGCAGACUAUUCUAGCCAGGAGGUCGAUGAUUCGUACGUUUCAACGUCCGGCCAGCCGAGUUCCGCGUGGACGAGUUUCCUGAGCAAUCUUGAUUCGAAGAAUGAAUCUGUGAGGAGUAAACAGAUACAGAAUUUUGAACUGCUUGGUAGACCAGACUCGAGGGAGCCUAACGAUGUGGUACAGAGACAGCAAAAUGUGAAGCGAAAUAAACAAGUGCAAGUUAUUAUACCGUACACGUCAGAUUACACACCAAUACCAUUCCAGCAAACUUACGGAGAUUGGAGCAUUAAAAAUAAUCUCGAGAGAACAGAAGGAAGAAAAGUUCCUCCACAAAAUGGUGUGAAGAUUGACAAUUAUCUGCAACAAGAAUCGAGAAACGAGAUUCGUUUAAUUAAUCAAUUACAAUCGCAAUUCAAUUUCAAUAAUUCGUAUAAAGCUAACUUAAAAGCUGUGUUAACAGCGACGAAUAAUGAUACAAAAAAUACAAAAGCAAACAAUUCCAUUGAUGUUCGAAGGUUGCAGAAAAACAUUGACAACUGGACGAUACAAGAGUACUCAAAACCUACUCCGUCCAGUACCAUUCUGCCAAGUUCUUCGCACCCUUAUCUUCUGCCAUCAAAGAAAAUUCCAACGGAGUAUUUGACAACAACCGAACCUGGUGACCACACAAGUGAAUUGAAAACCAACAGAGAAAGCGUGAGGUCGUAUUCUUUGGCUGGCUUUAGCUUUAACGAAGUGGAUCACGAAGGUUCAUCUAGCAACCACAUCGAAACAAUUCAAUCGCCUCCGAAAGUUGUUCGAAUAGAAACUUCGAAAUCAACGUCGAACGGUUCAGAAGUUACGAGUAAACCUACAACGGAAGGAAGUGUGACUUGGGAAGGGUAUUCCGUGUCGAUAUCGCCCGUGAAUAAAGAAAAAGUUUACGUGGUAACGCCGCAGCCGGUGCUAACAGCGUCUAAAACGAAACUGGAUAAACAGAGAAGAGGAGAGGUGCAGGAAACGAAUCGGUUGAACGCGAAGAACUCGUCGGAGAGCAAGGACAGCUUAAGUGAAUUCGAUGCGAUUGAGAAAGCAUACCAGGUGCUCCCGCAAGCAGUGAAUAACCUUGCAGUCGCGUCCACUGGGAAGGAAGACGUGCCUUUAUGGGGAAUUAUGGAACAUGAGGAAUUCGCUGCUCUGAAUUUGGACGGACACGACGACGAAACGGCUGAGGAUGUCGUGGAUGGGCCAGUGCUUUAUGCUGGACACUCAAAGGUUUCGCGAGCUAAGCGAUGACAAGGAGAUGGAUUCGUAAUUGGAGGUCUUAGGAAAAAUAACAAAUAACUGCCAAUAAGUAUUUAAUUUAAAUAUCGUUAAAAUAUUAUACGUAUUCCUCUUACUUUAAUGAUUUCUUGUAACAUCACAGAACACAAGCGCAAUAAUUUUAACGUUUCAAUGUAAACCUGGAACUCUACAACGGCCAGUAAGUAUUUAUAUACGUUUAAGUCUUUUGUAAAAUAACGAAUGAUUUUGUAAAAAGAUGAGGAGAAUGUUAAGCCUUCGAUACCAAUAACUAUUCUAACUCAUUUUUAUAUAAGAACGAAAAUAUCAAAUAAUUACGAAAUAUUUCAUAUACUUAAGUAUAAAAAUAUUUUUACAUUUUAUAUAGUAUUUAGUAUUUAAUUUUGGUGCUUUGUA